UGUUCCCUUCCAGUACCUGUUUACAAGUAAAAUCAAAGCAGAGUUCAGCCUUGUGGGAGGAGAGAGAAGGUGGGGGAGGAGAGAGUGGAUUGCACAAAAGAACUAGUUUAUCAGGCGUUUCAGACAACAGUCUGUCCAAUAAAUAACUCAUUAAUUUACGGAAAAAGGUUGUUACUGUAGGAUGCAAUGAUGCAUUCUCCAACUCUGGAUGAAAGGAUACUCCUUGAGCUUUUGUAAUGUCGUUCAAGGACUGCUGCAGAAGCUGUGCAGUGAGCACUUUAGUUGGUUGUUAGUGGAUUUUUAACAGUUUCUCACACUGUAUAAAAAAGUAUUCUUGUGACCUAAAACCUUCUAGCUACAACAGGGGGAGAUAAAAGAAUAAGACAAAAGCGUCGGGAGUGGAACAUCCAGACUGGCCUUGAGUCUGAAAUUUUAUGCACCUUAAUGGUAUACUAUGGAGAAAUAUGAAAAAGUUCUAACCAUUGGAAGAGGUGCGAGUGCAGAAGUUUUCCUAGUGAAAAGCUUGGAAGCAAAGAAACUUUUUGCACUGAAAAAGAUCAAGAUUGACCCCUCAAAAAGACUGAAAACUAAAGAAGCCGUUCUCCAAGAAGCAUGCAUAUUAGCCAAGCUGAAGCAUCCACACAUUGUCACAUGCCAUGAGUAUUUCUUUGACCCAGGAGAUGAGUAUAUUUCUAUCAUUCAGGAUUAUUGUGACGGUGGGACACUGGAUGAUCUGAUUAAGGAACGACGAGAAGAAGAGUACGUUCCCGAAAAUGAAAUUAUGGAAUUGUUUGUACAGCUUGUCAUGGCUGUGCAGUAUAUCCACUCUAUGAAGAUUUUACAUCGAGAUAUAAAGACCUCGAAUGUUUUUCUUACAAAAAAAGGCAUGCUGAAGCUUGGCGACUUUGGAAUUUCUAAAGUUAUGGAUGACACUUUGGAUAUGGCAAGCACCUGUGUUGGCACCCCAUGUUACCUGAGCCCUGAACUUUGUCAGGAUGUGCCGUACAGCUCAAAGUCUGACGUCUGGGCUGUGGGUUGUCUGCUUUAUGAAAUGUGUGCCUUGAGACCCGCUUUUGAAGCGAGGAAUCUCAUCAGUCUUUUUUACAAAAUUGCUAAAGCAGAGUAUGCCAAAGUGCCGGAAUGCUAUUCAGAGGAAAUGCAUAGCCUAAUUGAGGCUAUUCUUAAUAAAAGUCCUGAGCUACGACCCAGUGCCAGCUAUGUACUUAACAUUCCCUUUGUUCAGGAACAUAUCAAAUUUUUCAUACAACAACAGGAGUCUCAGUUAAACAGACAGCAGCAGUUUUCUAGAAGACCUCAUGAAAUGGAGAAUGGUACAACCACAUCAAAUGAAAAUCUUGGUAAGACAGUCAGAGCUCUGAGUAGCCAAGACAGAGGGAUCAGCAGGUGCAUUUCUGCACCACUUUUUGCCAUUAAAGACGACAACAAAGAGUCUGAGAGUAUCUCUGAAGCAGAAGAGAAUGAUGAAGUACGCAGCACAGGAGGCAACUCUGACUAUUCUGAUGACUUUGACAAUGAAAGCUUGUCAUCUGUAGAUGAGAAUAUAGAAGAAGAAAUACCUAGAGCUGCAUCUGCUUUAAAUGAAGAUGCCGCUGAGGAGAUUUUGGAGACAUCUGAUGAAGUUGAUUGCACUGAUUACCCAGAUGAUUUUGAAGAAGAUGAGGAGGAGCAUCUUACUGAUGUGGUUAACAAUGCCCGCUGUGCCAUGGAAGUAGAGGCAGAUAAUGCAGCCUUUCAUGAAAGUAGGGGACAAGAGAGAUCCUACCCCCUGUCAGCAACAUUGAAGACGUUGCGCGAAAGAUGCAUUGGUAAUGUUGGACAGAAUCUGUACAGUGAAAUUACAUCUCAGUUCCUUAAAGGAUUGACUCCUGCUGAUCUUCAGCCAACAUUUGAGCAUCAGCUUGGCUCAGACCAUCUGGAGACCUGCUACCUGCUAUUUAACAUGGACCAGGAACAGCCCUAGCCACCUGUAAUGGAAGCAGCACAACAGGACAUUGUAAAUGAAUGACUGUCACAAUGCCUUAAAAGUGCAUUUUUGUGAAGAACUUCAUAAAGUAAGGAAUUAUUUUUGUCAUGACCAUGGGCAGGAGAUGUCAAGUUGUAGGAGAUAAGUUUACUGAGUAUGAGUGGAAGUGCAAGACCCACUAUGUGGAGGUAGGGUGGAUAUCCUAAGUAAUGAGGACAUGGUCUGAUGAAAUUUUGUGAAUUCUUUUGCAAGGUACGAGUAUGAUCAAUAUUAUUACCUUGCACAGAAGUCUCUUUAGACUUGCAUCUGUGCACUGACUUUGCCUUUUUAGCAUAGCCAGUCAUAUCCUUCUUAAUCUUUGCAGACUGGUGAGUUGAUAGGAUGAGUAUAUUCAGAUAGUUCUGUUACAUGCCUAGCUUAAUCUUGCACCAUAAAACUUUAGAUGACAUUGAAGGCAGAAGUGCCAUAAGCUAAGAAUGGUUUUCACUGUUUUAUGUUAACCCAUGUUAACUAAGGCCUGUUUUGCCUCUAUUGAAAUAAUGACUAAAAGAAUAUUUCUGCUCCAUCUGUAAUAAUCAUUACUGUAUUACUGUGGUAUUUUCCUUCAUGAGGGGUAACUUCACUAUAUCACUGAACAUACUUUAGCUUUUAAGGGAUGUGGUAUGCACAUAUUUAGAUGAUUAUCAAGAUUAUGAUGUACUCUUGACAUCUGAGAUGCUUAGUGGCAAGACCUGCCCACCUGUUUAUAUAUGCAGAAACAAUGUUUCCUCCUACUUAAAGGGCAAUGCUCCCUUAAUUAUUGUUUUACUUCUUAUUUUAAGAAUGAAAGUAAGGAUACAAGUUGGGCUGUAGGAUUGUCUCAGCCAAGUACAUAUUGGUUAUGUAUUUCUAGAUUUCAGUGAUAUGGAAGAGCUUGAGGUGAAGCCCACAGUAGAUAGUCACUGGGUACAAUGUGACAGCAGCACAUGGAGGGUAAGAGUGCUGCAUUUAGCUUUUCACAUUAAGUUCUUGGCCUUUCAUUAAUAAAGCAUAAAGAGGCUGAUUGUUUUUCAUAUCUCAGCAAGUGCUUCCCUUGCACUUUGCUUGCCAUUGAGUGACCACCGGUGUUUGUCUGUGAGGUGUUAUCAAAAGUAUUUUUCAAAGGAUGAGCAUUCUUGAAGAGUCUGUCUCUCCCCGUUAGUCUGUUGUUGCACUUGUGUCACAGCCAUUUGUGACGGAUCUUUUGUUUACCAAAAAGUUGGUCCCUAACCUUAUUUUCAACAUCUCUGCUUUCGUUUUUUUCUUACUCCUCAGCAGGAGGUUGGUAUGAAUAAUAUGCCAUGUACCAGCUGUUUCAGAUCUGAAUACAUGUCUUCCUUAUGUGUUCUGCAGCAUAACGUUAGUUUAAUUUGCUGCUAAGGUCUGCUGCCUACAAAUUCUUUCACAUGUCAUUAAUGAAUAGAUUCAUCAUUCAUUAUACCUUUAUGUCUUGAACUGCUGUCCCUGUUAUAGGUAGCCUUGCAGGUCUUUGUGUGUGACUGGGUGUGAGUGUGCAUCCUGUGGUGGAUAGGUGUUACAUUAAGGACUGGUUAUAUGGUAGGAUAAUCUGUUGCUUUCCACAGCAUUAUACUGGAUAAAGCAGGUCUAAAAUUGAAUGUGUGACCAUUUGAAAUUGUUCAGAAGUCUCCUUCAUGUUCUGUAACUACAUAUUAAGCCUUCCUUUAAUUUCAACAGAUUGUUUUCAAAUGGCUAGGAGUUCACAGUAUAUAUAAUCAGCAUUUUAUUUUAAGUCGUGUCUCGGAGAUGACAUUUUUAGCAGUUUGUAUUUCCCAUACAAGCAACUGUGUGUCAGUUAAAUAACUUUUAGAUCUAUUUAUCUGAUAUUUAUGCGUUUCACACAGAAUGUCACUAUCUUCUGUUUGCUAGUGCUAAUGAUAUUAAUGUUUAUCUCGGCAGCAACUUUCCAUCUCAGUGAGAUGGAAAGUUGUCGCUGAGAUAAACAUUAAUGUCAUUAUAAUAAUAUAUGCUGUUAUUUUUUGGUCUCUUGCACUGCACAUAAACAGUUUUCAGUUUUAGAAAACUGACCACUACUUCUAUUUACGUGAUAUCUUCCUUUUUACAUGUUUCUGUUUUGCAAAGGAAUAAUUUAACUGUGAGAAUGUACUGUUUUAGAAUAUUAAUUUUUAAAGCUAAAGUAGUUUGGUAUGUCAGGAUUAGUUUGUGUAAAGUAGUUACAGGAAUGUAUUCCCUGUACAUCUGCUAUUAAUUGGUAUGAAACAGAGGUGAAUGAGGAGAGAAAGAGAAGGAUGUUUGUGUAUUUUGUGUAUUAAUAUGUAGUAAGUAGAGUACAAUUCAGUGCUAUAAGACACUGCAGAAAAAGUGAUUUAUGUUUACUAAAUCUAUUUUAUGUACUGUAGUAAACUGUUAUGGGGCACUGCUUAUCUGGACUUUGUCACAGGGAUCAGCUUCUUAGCUGAACAUUCUAGGUUUCUUUUUUUUUUUCUUGAAUUGUUAUAUUUAAUUUUUAACAUUUGUAUAGGAUUUUUAUGCAUAAGUUGUAGCAUUGUGUGUGUGGGGGAAGAGAGCGAUAGUUUCUGUCCAGAAUAAUUUAAUAUCUAAAACAGAUCUGAAAAUGUCAAGUCUUUCUGAAUUAUAUUGUAAAUCUGUGGGUUCUAUUUUCAAGUAAAUCUUGCCUAAAGACCAAA
Molecule: messenger RNA, 4668 nt
Organism: Protopterus annectens (West African lungfish)
Lineage: Eukaryota; Metazoa; Chordata; Ceratodontiformes; Protopteridae
Product: serine/threonine-protein kinase Nek4-like
Exons: 5
Coding region: 455-1981 (508 amino acids)
Biological process (GO): protein phosphorylation
Molecular function (GO): protein kinase activity; ATP binding
Source: RefSeq, a predicted model, not a curated record